CCAAAAUCAAGAAAAAGACCCGAUUCUCGCACACGGACGACGUGAAAAAUCGCAGUAGAACCCAAAAAGUUUUAAAAACCAAUACUUCUUGGCCCCACUCUCGAACAGAGAUUGGAAAAAAAAAAACUUGUUACCUCUUCGAAGCCCUCAUCAUUGAGAUUUUUUGAGAUCCCCAGAAGGGAAAAAAAUAAAUAAUGGAGGAAGGGGGAGAUGGGAUUGAGGAAUUCAGCGGCCGGUCGCUACACAGGACGGAGUCUCGAUGGGUCGACGGCAGCGAGGUCGACUCGGGGCUUUCGCCGGAGGAGGGAGAGAGCAUCAUGGAGAGGAUCCCGACGCUUCGCCGGAGAUUUGGGAAGAGACCCAAGAGGGUCGAUUCAUUAGAUGUUGAGGCUAUGGGGAUCGCUGAUGCGCUCAAGCACGGUCACAAGGACCUUUCAGUUUGGCACACAGUUGCAAUGGCAUUUCAAACUCUUGGUGUGGUAUAUGGUGACAUGGGCACGAGUCCUUUAUAUGUCUUCAGUGAUGUUUUCAGCAAGGUUCAUAUAAAAUCAGACAUUGAUGUUUUGGGAGCUUUAUCAUUAAUUAUUUACACAAUUGCACUCAUUCCUUUUGCCAAGUAUGUGUUUAUAGUGCUGAAAGCUAAUGAUAAUGGUGAAGGGGGCACCUUUGCAUUAUAUUCAUUAAUUUGCAGAUAUGCAAAAGUUAGCCGGCUUCCAAAUCAGCAGCGUGCUGAUGAGGAUAUCUCCAGUUUUCGGCUUAAGUUGCCAACUCCUGAACUGGAGAGGGCCUUAAGAAUAAAAGAGAGCUUGGAAAAGAGAUCUAGUGUUAAGACCCUUCUCUUGCUAUUGGUUCUUAUGGGUACUUCCAUGAUCAUUGGGGAUGGUAUUCUUACCCCAUCUAUGUCAGUAAUGUCAGCAGUAAGUGGUCUUCAAGGCCGAAUACCCGGAUUUGAUACAGAUGCUGUAGUCGUAGUUUCCAUCAUAAUUCUUGUGGCCUUGUUCAGCAUACAGAGGUUUGGGACUGGCAAAGUUGGUGUCAUGUUUUCUCCUAUUCUAGCUACUUGGUUCUUCAGUCUGGGAGCGAUUGGAAUAUACAACAUAGUUAAAUAUGAUAUUAGUGUCUUGAGAGCAUUCAACCCGAUGUAUGUCUAUUUUUUCUUCCAAAGGAACAGCCGGAAUGCCUGGUCAGCUCUUGGUGGUUGUGUUUUGUGCAUUACAGGAGCUGAAGCAAUGUUUGCUGAUCUAGGUCAUUUCACUGUGAAAUCUAUUCAGAUUGCAUUUACUUUUGUGGUAUUCCCCUGUCUUCUUUUAGCUUACCUCGGCCAGGCUGCAUUUCUGAUGAAAAAUCCAGAUUUAGUAGAAAGAGUUUUCUAUGAUUCCGUCCCUGAUAUUCUGUUUUGGCCAAUGUUUGUGGUAGCCACACCACUUGCUGCCAUGAUUGCCAGCCAGGCUAUGAUUUCAGCAACAUUUUCCUGCAUAAAACAGUCAAUGGCUCUUGGCUGCUUCCCGAGGGUGAAGAUAAUACAUACAUCCAAGAGAUUCAUGGGUCAGAUCUACAUUCCUGUCAUCAACUGGUUCCUGAUGAUCAUGUGCAUAAUUGUUGUCGCUGCAUUCAGGAGCACCAAUGAUAUAGCCAAUGCAUAUGGCAUUGCUGAGGUUGGAGUAAUGCUAGUUAGCACUUCUUUGGUGACACUAGUAAUGCUUCUCAUAUGGCAGACUAACCUAUUCCUAGCUAUAUGCUUCCCAGCCAUAUUCGGUACGGUAGAGCUUAUCUACUUAUCAGCAGUCUUAUCCAAACUAUUAGAAGGCGGGUGGCUACCACUUGCGUUCGCCUUUUGUUUUCUCUGCGUGAUGUACACUUGGAAUUAUGGAAGUGUACUAAAGUACCAGAGUGAGAUGCGAGAGAAAAUCUCCAUGGACUUCAUCGGUGAGCUUGGAUCCACACUGGGUACCAUUAGAGUACCUGGAAUUGGAUUAGUGUAUAAUGAGCUAGCCCAAGGUAUCCCUUCAAUUUUUGGCCAAUUUCUCCUUGCUCUCCCAGCAAUCCACUCUACAAUUGUGUUUGUCUGCAUUAAGUAUGUACCUGUUCCGGUUGUUCCUCAGAGCGAAAGAUUUAUCUUUCGAAGGGUUUGCCAAAAGGAUUUCCACAUGUUUCGCUGUGUUGCUCGUUAUGGAUAUAAGGACGUAAUUAAGGAGGAUCAUGGUAUCUUUGAGCAGAUCUUGGUGGAGAGCCUUGAGAAAUUUCUGAGAAGGGAAGCUCAAGAACUUGCACUAGAGAUGAAUCAAGUUGAGCUGGACUUUGAGGACGAUGAAUCUAUAAGGUCCAGGGAAUUUGGAGCUCCAGCUGUAGUCGGAGAGCUUCAAAUUCCACUGCUUUCUGAUCAAAGGUUGGAUACUAGUAGCACUUCCAGUGAAAAGGGGGAACAUGUUUCCGGGCUUCCAUCGAGUGCCAUGCCUUUAGUUGAAGACCCAAGCCUUGAGUAUGAGCUAUCAGCUCUUAGAGAAGCAAUGGAGUCAGGAUUCACGUAUCUUUUGUCCCACGGUGAUGUAAGAGCAAUGAAAAGUUCUUGGUUCUUGAAGAAGUUGGUCAUUAAUUACUUCUAUGCAUUUCUCAGGAGAAAUUGUCGAGCUGGCUCAGCAAAUAUGAGUGUGCCUCAUAUGAACAUUAUUCGUGUUGGAAUGACGUACAUGGUUUAAUUCAGGCUAAGGUUUAUAUUCAGAUGAUGUAUUCUUUUAGUAGUAGUUUUAGUGCUUGUUAUAUACUGUGCUUUGGUAUGUUUCUAUUGGCAGAAAAUUUGAAUGUUGGAUGUAGAAAUUCAUGUACAACAUUAUGGUCAAUAAUUUGAUUCAUAAGGGAUUCAUUAUGAGUUC
Molecule: messenger RNA, 2870 nt
Organism: Asparagus officinalis (garden asparagus)
Lineage: Eukaryota; Viridiplantae; Streptophyta; Magnoliopsida; Asparagales; Asparagaceae
Product: potassium transporter 23-like
Biological process (GO): potassium ion transmembrane transport
Cellular component (GO): membrane
Molecular function (GO): potassium ion transmembrane transporter activity
Source: RefSeq, a predicted model, not a curated record